Macrosiphum euphorbiae (potato aphid) is the source of this 255-nucleotide messenger RNA. The record is from the annotation of a GenBank genome assembly. Lineage: Eukaryota; Metazoa; Arthropoda; Insecta; Hemiptera; Aphididae.
AUGGGACAACAUAUCAAAGUCGAAACUACAUCAAUAGCUUCCGAGGCAAUUACCAAAUUGAUUAAUUUACCAAAUCAAGAUAGAGAGUUGAAUAGUAGAGAAUCGCCUCGCGUAAACAUCUUCAAGAAAAUAUCAAACCAAACCAACGAUUCAGCAUUUGACACUGUCAGACUUGAAGUCCUUAAAGAAGAAUCAGAUCUUAGAAUUAAAAGGCAGAAAAUAUUAAAUGAACAAGAUGCUGUGAUUUAUGAGUGA